Drosophila virilis is the source of this 5234-nucleotide messenger RNA. It is a transcript of the gene Pxn, whose product is annotated as Peroxidasin. The record is from RefSeq and is a predicted model, not a curated record. Lineage: Eukaryota; Metazoa; Arthropoda; Insecta; Diptera; Drosophilidae. Gene Ontology annotation, biological process: response to oxidative stress. Gene Ontology annotation, molecular function: protein binding; peroxidase activity; heme binding.
UUGGCGCGUGCAGUUGCAAGGCGCGCGUUUUAACGUUCUACUUUUUAACGGAAAUAUUCAAAAAAAUUCAAAUCAAGUUUCCGAAAAAAUUGAUAAAUAUAGUGUAACUAUUUGCGAUACGAGCACAGACUUAUCGUACGAAACUGAGCGUGCGACUGGAGCAAGUCCGCGUCCAGAUAAGUGACCAGAAUUAAGUGGAUUCUGUAUCGUGCAACUAGACGCUGCCUCAGCUUCCGCCUGGCCCGUUUUUAUCGCUGCGGCAAUUUUAAUUGCCUGCCCGACGACAGUUUUGAGUUACGCUCCAAGCAGCUCGGUUGAUCAGCAUGAUGCACUCGCUCUGGCCGCUGACUGUGCUCUGCCUGUGCCUGGCCAGCCUUCUACAGCUGACAGCCGGCCAGUGGGUGCACUGUCCCGCCGGCUGCACGUGCCUCGCGCGCACCGUGCGCUGCAUUCGCGCCCGACUCAAAGUGCUGCCACAGCUGCCGCAGGACACACAAGUGCUAGAUUUGCGCUUCAAUCAGUUUGAGGAGUUGCCGCCCAUGGCAUUCAAUGGACUUGGCCAACUGACGACGCUCUUCCUGAACGACAACCAGCUGGCUUAUGUGCACGAGGAUGCCUUCAAGGGGCUGACGGCGUUGCGGUUCCUCUACUUGAACAAGAAUCAGCUGAGCCGCUUACCCGCCAGCAUCUUUCAGCAUUUGCCAAGAUUGGAGGCGCUCUAUCUGGAAGACAAUGACAUUUGGCAACUGCCCGCUGGUCUCUUUGACAAUUUACCCCAUUUGCAUCGACUCUUUCUGCAUAACAACAAGCUGAACAGUCUACCGCAGGAUAUGUUCAACAAAUUGCAUAGCCUGAAGCGUUUGCGUUUGGAUGGCAACCCGAUUGAUUGCAAUUGCGGUGUCUACUCGCUCUGGCGUCGCUGGCAUCUGGAUGCACAGCGUCAACUGGUGAGCAUCACGUUGACCUGUGCUCAGCCCGUCGCGUUGCAGCGUCAGAGUUUCUCCAGCCUCACGGAGUCGCAUUUCCAUUGCGCCAAGCCGCAAUUGCUGGUUGGUCCACAGGACAUGCUUGCCAGCGAAGGUGACACCGUGGACAUGCUCUGCGAGGUGGCUGGCCAGCCCAGGCCGGAGCUCAUCUGGAUGCAGAACACCAACGAAAUCGGUGUGGAGCUGGCGCCGCACAUGCUGGUUCUGCCAAGCGGCGCAUUGCGCAUCAACGGCGUCACCCCAAAUGACAUUGGCAUCUACGAGUGCAUUGCGCGCAAUGAAAUGGGCGAGAUCAAGUCACAGCCGGUACGCAUGUUGGUUAGCAGCAAUGCCGACAACAGUUUGGACAGCCUGCAUGGUCACGUGGAGAACGCCAGCGGCAGCAAUCAGGUGUGGGCUGCGGAUGUGGAUGCGACACCAGCGCCACCUCGUUUCAUUCAACAGCCGCAGGACCAAAUUGUGGCAUUGCAUGGGGCCGGGCACGUGCUGCUCGAUUGCGCUGCCAGCGGCUGGCCACAGCCAGACAUACAAUGGUUCGUCAAUGGCCGCCAACUGACCCAGUCCACGUCCCAGCUACAGCUGCUCGCCAACGGCAGCCUGGCCCUGCUCCAGCCCAGCCAACUGACGGCGGGCACGUAUCGUUGCGAGGCUCACAAUCGUCUGGGCAGCGUGCAGGCCACCGCCCGCAUCGAAGUCAAGGAUUUACCCGAAAUUUUAAUGGCACCACAAAACCAAACAAUCAAACUGGGCAAAGCCUUUGUGCUGGAAUGCGAUGCCGAUGGCAAUCCGUUGCCGAGCAUAACCUGGCAAUUCAAUGGCCAGCCACUAGCCAGCGACGGCGCCAGUGCGGACCUGCUGCUCGAGAACGAGAACACCGAGCUGGUGGUUAGCGUGGCCAAACAGCAGCAUGCAGGCGUCUAUCGGUGCACGGCGAGCAACGAGAACGGCGAGGUUAGCGCAGAGGCAACGAUUAAAGUGGAGCAGUCACAGUCACCGCCGCGCUUGGCCAUUGAGCCCAGCAAUUUGGUGGCCAUUACGGGCACCACCAUCGAGCUGCCCUGCCAGGCGGAGCAGCCCGAAGACGGCAUGCAGAUUGUCUGGCGGCGCGAUGGACGCCUCAUCGAUCCCAAUGUCCAAUUGACGGAGAAAUAUCAAAUAAGCGGCGCCGGCAGUUUGUUUGUCAAGAAUGUGACCAUUCUCGAUGGCGGACGCUACGAGUGCCAGCUAAAGAACAAAUUCGGCAGGGCCACCGCCUCCGCCCUGGUUACCAUCAGGAAUAAUGUGGAUCUGGCGCCGGGUGAUCGUUAUGUGCGCAUCGCCUUCGCCGAGGCAGCCAAGGAAAUCGACCUGGCCAUCAAUAAUACCCUGGACAUGCUCUUCUCCAAUCGCUCGACUCGUGGCCCACCCAACUAUGGCGAGCUGUUGCGCGUCUUCCGCUUUCCCACGGGUCAGGCCAGACAACUGGCGCGUGCCGCGGAGAUCUAUGAGCGCACGCUGGUCAACAUCCGGAAGCAUGUGCAGCGCGGUGACAAUCUGACCAUGGAGAGUGAACAGUACGAGUUCAGGGAUCUGCUCUCGCGCGAGCAUUUGCAUCUGGUGGCGGAGCUAUCCGGCUGCAUGGAGCACCGAGAGAUGCCCAACUGCACGGAUAUGUGCUUCCAUUCGCGGUAUCGCAGCAUUGAGGGCACCUGCAACAAUCUGAUGCAUCCCACGUGGGGCGCUUCGCUGACCGCCUUUAGGCGACUGGCGCCGCCCAUCUAUGAGAACGGCUUCAGCAUGCCCGUGGGCUGGACCAAGGGUCUGAUGUACGCGGGUCAUCCCAAGCCGAGUGCACGUCUGGUGUCCACCUCGCUGGUGGCCACCAAGGACAUAACGCCCGAUGCCCGUAUUACCCAUAUGGUUAUGCAGUGGGGUCAGUUCCUGGACCAUGAUCUGGACCAUGCCAUACCGUCGGUCAGUUCGGAGAGCUGGGACGGCGUCGAUUGCAAAAAGACCUGCGAGUUUGCGCCGCCCUGCUACCCCAUUGAGGUGCCACCGAAUGAUCCGCGCGUGAAGAAUCGCCGCUGCAUCGAUGUGGUGCGCUCCAGCGCUAUUUGCGGCUCCGGCAUGACCUCGCUAUUCUUCGACAGCGUGCAGCACCGCGAGCAGAUCAACCAGCUGACCUCCUACAUUGAUGCCUCCCAGAUGUAUGGCUAUAACACAGCCUUCGCCCAGGAGCUGCGCAACCUGAGCUCCGAUGAGGGUCUGCUGCGCGUCGGUGUGCACUUCCCCAAUCAGAAGGACAUGCUGCCCUUUGCCGCACCGCAGGACGGCAUGGACUGUCGCCGCAAUCUCGAUGAGAACCAGAUGAACUGCUUCGUGUCCGGCGACAUACGCGUCAACGAGCAGGUCGGUCUACUGGCCAUGCACACGGUCUGGAUGCGCGAACACAAUCGCAUUGCCAUCAAGCUGCGCGAGAUUAAUCCACACUGGGAUGGCGACACGCUCUAUCAGGAGGCGCGCAAAAUUGUCGGCGCCCAGAUGCAGCACAUCACCUACAAGCAGUGGCUGCCACUGAUCAUCGGGGAGAGCGGCAUGGCCCAGCUAGGCGAAUAUCGUGGCUACGAUCCCCAAGUGAAUCCCAGCAUUGCCAAUGAGUUUGCGACGGCUGCCUUGCGCUUUGGACAUACCAUCAUCAAUCCCGUGCUACAUCGCUUGAACUCCAGCUUCCAGCCGAUACCGCAGGGACAUCUGCAGCUGCACAAGGCCUUCUUUGCGCCCUGGCGUCUGGCCUAUGAGGGCGGUGUGGAUCCUUUGAUGCGCGGCAUGCUUGCUGUGCCCGCCAAGCUGAAGAAGCCCGAUCAGAAUCUGAAUACUGAGCUCACGGAGAAACUGUUCCAGACGGCGCACGCUGUGGCCCUGGACUUGGCUGCGAUCAACAUACAGCGUGGACGAGAUCAUGGCAUACCCGGCUACAAUGUCUACAGAAAGUUCUGCAAUCUGACCGUAGCUGCGGACUUUGAGGAUUUGGCUGGGGAGAUAACCAAUGCGGAUAUACGGCAGAAGUUGCGUGAACUUUAUGGCCAUCCGGAUAACAUUGAUGUCUGGCUGGGCGGCAUACUAGAGGAUCAGGUGGAGGGCGGCAAGGUGGGUCCACUGUUCCAGUGCCUGCUGGUGGAGCAGUUCCGACGCCUGCGUGAUGGCGAUCGCUUCUACUACGAGAAUCCGGGCGUCUUCCUGCCCGAACAGCUGGUCCAGAUCAAGCAGGCCAAUUUGGGCCGUGUGCUCUGCGAUGUGGGCGACAAUUUCGAUCAGGUUACCGAAAACGUGUUCAUUUUGGCCAAGCAUCAAGGCGGCUACAAGCCAUGCGAGGACAUUCCGGGCAUCAAUCUCUAUCUGUGGCAGGAGUGUGGCAACUGCAACAGCCUGCCGCCGCUCUUCGAAUCCUUUGUGCCACAGACCUACACCAAGCGUAGCCAGCGCCGGAAGCGUGAUGCCGAGCAGGAGGUGCCCACCGCUGAGAGCUAUGACAGUCCCUUGGAGGCGUUAUACGAAGUGAACGAGGAGCGCGUCAGCGGCCUGGAGGAUCUCAUCGGCAGCUUCCAGAAGGAGCUGAAGAAGCUGCACAAGAAACUGCGCAAACUGGAGGACUCCUGCAAUGCUGUCGAUGCCGAACCCGUCGCGCAGGUUGUCCAGCUGGCGCCUGCUCCACAGCCCGCUGUGGUGAAGCCGAAGCGCAGCCACUGCGUCGAUGACAAGGGCACCACGCGGCUAAACAACGAGGUCUGGACACCGGAUGUGUGCAGCAAAUGCAAUUGUUUCCAUGGCCAGGUGAACUGUCUGCGUCAACAGUGCGGCGAGGUCAGCUGCCCGCCGGGCAUCGAACCGCUGACACCGCCAGAGGCCUGUUGCCCGCACUGCCCGGUCAUGAGCAAGCCGGUCGACUGAGCUGGCCACUGGACACGGCAAUUUGCAUAUCGACUUAACAAUUAAUCAAACCCCCUUAAACUUAGUAGCCACAUUAACACUUAAAGGCGGAUUCCAUUUAGAUUUAACAGAAAAUCUUUAAAUAUACGAUUUUUAACGCACACAAAUGCAGUUGCAAAUGGAAUCUUGACGCGAUACGUCGUCACAUAGACAUUCUCCCAAUCGACGGUAACCGCCUACAACUCUAACCAUGACGCGCACAGAGCAAGCAAUUAAUUAAUUAACAAUUAACUAAAUAUUUACUGCUACACAUGUAACAAUAAAGCACAGUAUCAAAACUUA